AUGAAGAAAAAUUUGAGCUUUUUGGGCCGUGCCGGCCAUUUUGCUUCAAGCCCUUAUAAGGCCGGACCGGGCUUGGAAAAAUGCCCGGAAGUCGAUAGGGCCGGCCCGUCACCCUCCCGGCCCCCCGACCAUUUUGUAAGCCCGGCCCGGCCUUAGCGGGGCCUCAAGAAAAAAUGACCCGCCCGGCCCAAAACGCGCAAUUUUUUCUAGUCGGAUAUCAAGUUCGGAUAUAAAUUUUUUUACGACAAAAAUUACGUUUUUGCUCAAUUUUUUUCACUUAAAGUUCAACAAAAAAACUAUGCUUUCAAAAGUAAAAGUAACAUCUCGGUGAAAAUUUUUUAAAUGAAUUUGUAAUUUUUGAAGCCCGGCCCGGCCCGAGCCCACGCGGGCUUUUUCCUGAAAAUGGGGCCCAAAGCCCGGGCCAGGCCGCCCGGUCUGACGCACAAGCCUGUGGUCAGCAGGCUUGUGCGAGGGCCGGCCUGUCACCCUCCCGGCCCCCCGACCAUUUCGUAG
This is a messenger RNA of Caenorhabditis auriculariae, 513 nucleotides long. NCBI's taxonomy places the organism in Eukaryota, Metazoa, Nematoda, Chromadorea, Rhabditida, Rhabditidae. The record is from the annotation of a GenBank genome assembly.